Molecule: messenger RNA, 1465 nt
Organism: Sebastes umbrosus (honeycomb rockfish)
Lineage: Eukaryota; Metazoa; Chordata; Actinopteri; Perciformes; Sebastidae
Gene: vti1b
Product: vesicle transport through interaction with t-SNAREs 1B
Exons: 6
Coding region: 1-690 (229 amino acids)
Biological process (GO): macroautophagy; retrograde transport, endosome to Golgi; intra-Golgi vesicle-mediated transport
Cellular component (GO): ER to Golgi transport vesicle membrane; endoplasmic reticulum membrane; SNARE complex
Molecular function (GO): SNARE binding; SNAP receptor activity
Source: RefSeq, a predicted model, not a curated record
AUGUCGUCGGAGGAAUUCGAGAAGUUGCACGAAAUCUAUAAAUCUCUGUACGAGGAGCUGAAGCUGAUGCCUGAGAGAGCUCUGAGAUGUCACGGAGAGGAGAGGAAGAGGCUGGUGAGGAGCUUUGAUGAGAGGCAGGGGGAGGCUGAGGAAGUGUUACAAGGAAUGGAGGAAGAGCUGCGUUCUGCUCCUUCCUCUUACCGAAAUACAAUGAGUACAAAGCUGCGUAUGUACCGCCGGGACAUGGGCAAGCUGCAGAGGGACGUGAAAAACUCUGCUCCUGCCUUUGGUUCCUCUUCCCACACAGUGGAAGGAAGUCAUCAGGGCAUCUAUUCAUCACAAAACCAACAAAGUACAAACCAGCAGUCCCAGAGAGCAUUGCUACUCCAGGGCACAGACUCUCUGAACAAUGCCACCAUGAGCAUUGAACGAAGUCAGCGCAUCGCCGCCGAGACGGACCAGAUCGGCACAGAUAUCAUUGAGGAGCUGGGAGAGCAGAGAGAACAGCUGGACCGCACCAGAAACAGAUUGGCGAAUACUGGAGAGAACCUCAGUCGAAGUAGAAAAAUUCUUCGUGCCAUGUCACGACGGCUGAUGACGAACAAGCUGCUAUUAGGUGUCAUCAUUUUAAUGGAGUUGGCCAUUCUAGGUGCCGUGGUUUAUCUGAAGUUCUUCCGAAAAUCUUCUUAAGUUCUGGAUCCAGGGCGAACCCAGACUCUCGACAUCUGUCUCCACUGACUAUCCAGUAGCAAUAAUGUUCCUCUGCUGUAUUCAGCCAACUGUUUCUGUGAGUAAAUAAGGACAAUGAGAUGGUUCGGUCUUAAAGUGAACCUUUACUGAGAGGGGAUUCUGUCCAUAGGCAAGUUCAUUGUUGUUGAACCUGUGAAUGGACCAAACUCACAGAAACUCAACGCACAAACUGUGACCUGACAUUUGCACUGUUUUAUCAAACUGUUAAAAUACCAUUGAUGCCCUGCAGGAUGAUUUUCUGGACUUGUGUGCUGGCUGCUACAGACCCCAGAGAUGAUUCUCUGUAAGGAUUUAUUCAAGAGUACGAUCAAUAUGUAUACAUCCUCCGGUGAAUGAACUUGUGAAAUGUUACUGACAGACUUUAUUAUUAAAACAAUCGUAUUGUGCCAUUAUAUGUAAAAUACUAAACAACAGUAUUUGACGAAAUGGCACCAGUUGAAUCUGUAUUUGUUGUGUCACCAUGCCCAGUAUCCAAAUGGUUGUAUUUAGCUAAUUUUUUCAAUUCUGAGACCUGAGGCCAAAUUUGUCAAUCAAGAGAUGUGAAUGGAAAAUUGGGUGGAAACUCUUAAUACAUGCAAUGUUCUUAACAGUUAAUAAUGUUUGAUGAUGAUGAUGAUGAUGUCUAAUCACUGUAUAAUACAAAAAUCACUGUUAGAAAUAAGCCUCAAUAUUCCUUAUUUGACAGUCACAUCAUUAAAGCUAAUCUUUAACCUCA